Molecule: messenger RNA, 1443 nt
Organism: Rhodamnia argentea
Lineage: Eukaryota; Viridiplantae; Streptophyta; Magnoliopsida; Myrtales; Myrtaceae
Exons: 6
Coding region: 186-1157 (323 amino acids)
Source: RefSeq, a predicted model, not a curated record
AAAGCCGAAGGGGAAACAAAUUUUCUCGGAACUUUCUCCGUUCUCUUUUAGCUCUGCUGGAUAAUCCAAGGGCAAAGCCGAAGCAUCAGAUAUAGAGAGAGAGAGAGAGAGAGAGAGAGAGAAAGAAGGGGGGAGAUCGAGAUCUACGCUGCUACUGGAGCUGACUGAGAUUGACGCCGAGGACGAUGAGUGGAAUAGCCUUAGUCCUUGAGCUCGCGAGGAAAAACCCGAGCUUCCAUUCCGCCCAAUCAGUGCACUCCUAUGGACAGUUCUCGGCUGCCUCCUUCGCCGCCGCCGCCGCUCCUUUUGCAGCGAGGUUCCUGUUCGGAAGUUUUAGAUUACCUGUCGCAUACUGCGAUGCUGGGACAACAUGGUCUGAAGAUUAUGUUUCUAGUACACAAAGUAAUAGCAAGAAUAUACUGCAUGACGAAUCUCUGAAACACGGCGCCAAGAUAUACAACAUAGAGAUGAAGCCUCUCUUUUCAGCUUUUGAGUUUAGGAACUUUGCCUUGACUUCGUUAAGGUCUUUUCUACAGUCCUAUUUGCCCCUUUUACAGUCCAUUAUCCAGGAGGAAGAGGAUGAGAACUUCCUGCAGGAUGAUAGGGAGGAGCGCCAUGUAGAUAUGGUCGUUCCCUUCAAAAAUUCUGUCAAACAGAUCAUUCGGGAGACUACAGUUGUAACUACUAGACGGGUUUUGGAAAGGCUUGCUGUCCAAUAUGUUUCACAAAGAAUGGCAUGGAAACUUCUCAAAGAUGUUCCCAAAUCUACUACACGCAAGGCACAAAGAGGGAUGCCAGCUCUAGUUUAUAUAUGGAGUGUUAGCAGGACAACUUUUAGAGGGCAGGUACUAGGAACUGCGGCAACAUGGCUUGUUCAAGUAGGAAUUGAAACUUACCGAUGCUUGUCUAGGAUAUUCAAGUCCAAGGAAGAAGAUGAAGUUGAUCCAGUAGAACAAGUUGUAACUCUCGGGAAGAAGGUGUACAUAGUUACUAUGAAGUGUAGUGCAUCCCUGUUUUUUGCUUCGAUCGGAGCAGGGAUUGGUGCCGCUAUUAUGCGCCCUUCACUUGGGCAGUGGGUUGGCUGUGUUGCCGGCGACUUAGCUGGCCCAAUUAUUGUGUCAUUUUGCUUUGAGAAUUAUCUCCAAUUGGCUCUAUAAAGUAUUGGCUUCCAAUUCUCUUGCACGGAGCUACCCUUAACUCAGGGUCUAGCUUGACUUGAAGCAUUCAGCUGAUGAUGUUCGUUGGAAGUUGCUGUUGAGGCCGGAUGCUGCAGUUGAAAUCAUUUGUCAACUUUGACACUUGCCAUGUGGUUCCGUCAUUUAGAUGUGAACUAAUGACAUUUUGCCCCGGAAUCACAACCCUAUGUUGUGUCCGUCAUUAUUUCAACUAUACUGUAUUGGGAUAAUUCUGCAGCAACUUAAUCAAGUUUGGUGCAAUUGUACU